Messenger RNA from Fusarium mangiferae, 681 nucleotides. RefSeq lists its product as uncharacterized. The transcript has 2 exons. Gene Ontology annotation, molecular function: acetyltransferase activity. The record is from RefSeq and is a predicted model, not a curated record. Bases 1 to 681 code for a protein of 226 amino acids. NCBI's taxonomy places the organism in Eukaryota, Fungi, Ascomycota, Sordariomycetes, Hypocreales, Nectriaceae.
AUGGCGGCGCAAGAGAAGAACCAGGCCGAGUUGGAGAAGGCAUCCAGGCUGGCAAAUGUUCCCCACUGUGAACAAUAUGAGAGAAUGAUCUCAGGCAUGCUAUACGAUUCACUUAUCCCCAAGCUCACAAAUGCUCGUCUCGCGGCUCGAAAGGCCAUGAACGAAUACAACACCUGGUUCCCCGAAGGGAACGACUUUAACAUCGAGAACAUCACAAAAAAACGAGCUGAAAUGCUCAAAUCAUUUCUCGGGCACGUGGAGGAUGACGAAGUCUUCAUCGAGCCACCAUUCAGGGUCGAUUACGGCCCCAAUAUGUCAGUCGGAAAGAGAUUCUACGCUAAUUUUAACCUGACCGUCUUGGAUUCGGCCAUUGUUACGAUUGGCGAUAGGGUUAUGAUUGGUCCAAACGUUAUGAUUUCGACGGCGACACAUGAAACGGAGGUCGCAAGUCGAAGGGCCUGCAUUGAGUAUGCGUACCCUAUCAAUAUUGGCGAUGACUGUUGGAUUGGGGGCGGUGUUACUAUUUUGCCUGGCGUGACGAUUGGGGAGGGAUGUACAAUAGGCGCCGGAUCAAUCGUGACGCGCGAUAUACCCGCCUGGAGCGUGGCUGUGGGAUCUCCUGCAAGGGUUGUCAAAAAGGUGCAGCCGCUGGGAGAGUUCGACGAAUCGAAUGGCGUUUGA